Molecule: messenger RNA, 252 nt
Organism: Protopolystoma xenopodis
Lineage: Eukaryota; Metazoa; Platyhelminthes; Monogenea; Polystomatidea; Polystomatidae
Source: the annotation of a GenBank genome assembly
AUGACUCAUAUCUCCUCUAUUGCCGCCCAAAUGACGCCCCAGUUUCGGCACAGCCUCUUCACCAACCUGCCCACCGGGACGGGUGGUUGGUGGGUUGGUCCGUCGCUAGGCGGCUGGCCGAUUAGCAGGCCUGAACAGACCUUUAUCGUCUUGGCCGAACAUGUCACCCUUUUCAAGACACAUGCUCGGCCAUAUCGUCGCACUACAAAAGGUCGCCACAUGACCCGGUCACUUGCCGGACUAAACGAGUAA